CCUUCGCAUUAUUGAUAUUUUUGGUCGGGGCUGUAGUCCGGAGGAAAUGGUACUGUCAUCGAUUUAGCUGUGCAGUGACUUGCUCGGUCGUAAAAGACUGAUUCUGAAACUGGAAAGGAUGCUUUUUCACAAGUUACUACUACAGUGAUCGCUCUUAUUUUUACAACCUUUCAGGACCACACCAAGCGUCGGUUUCUCGGAUUUCACAUGGAAGACUAUACUCAUCCUGUCGAUCCAGAAGAACAAAAAUUAAGACUACUUUCGCCUUACUAGCGUAGUCGUUCUGUCAAGCUGGUUUUGCCUUGCUAGCGUAGUCGUGCUGUCAAGUUGGUUUUGCCUUACUAGCGGAGUCGUGCUGUCAAGCUCAAGUUGGUUUUGCCUUACUAGCGUAGUCGUGCUUUCAAGUGACUCGGAUUGGGCCACGUAUAUAUGUAUAUGUCAAGUGACUCUAAGAAAAGCGUUGGCCAAGAUGUUCGACGCAGACGCCCUGUUUGAGCAAGUCCGCGAGGAGUUGAUAGAGGAGCUUGAGUAUCUUUUCGCGACUGGAAUGUGGAUACGAGAGGACGAAGACGAUAGCUGGACCCUUCCAUCCGAAUUAAGGCCUUGAGGAUCUUGAGAAGACUAGCUACCUCAGAAGAGUCUCUCGCAGAAGUUGUCUUUCUUACGCUAGAAAAGAAAAGUGAAACUGAAUAGAGAGGUAAUAUCCGUAUCAAACUUGUUAGCAUUUUAUAUAAGUAUUACCGAAGAUUUUUUCUGAUUGCUGCAGCUCUAAUUAGAUCUGCGAUAAAAUUUGUGAGAUUGUCCCCAACUGCACAGCGCCUUGUGGAUUUGCGCGUGGCUGAGGCAAAGCAGGACCCAAUUUUGGAUAUGACAAGUCAAGAGCGCAAGGACGAGGUUUUUGGUCGCAAACUUGCUGACCACAAGGCUUUCUGGUCAGGACUCAAGCAUGGGGUAGAAACAUCACAGGAGCCGCCGCUCACCGAGAAGCAGUUAGAUUUAUGUUGAGACAACAACAUUUUUACAGUUUCUUGAUCAUAAGCAGCUUUACAUUUUACUCCCGCAUGCUUUUCCGAUUCAUUGUGCUGUAGGUACUGUGACUGUGUAAAGUUGAACUUGAAGUUCUAACCCGGGAUAUCGUGAAAGUGGAAGACGAGCAGCUUGAGCAAUUGUUAGAGAACUCUUCCGAUAACGACACCGGUUCGGAGGGGCAAGAUGAUGGGUUGUCGGAUAUGCCGGAAUCAAUUUUCACAUGCUUUGAUACGGAU
Messenger RNA from Amoebophrya sp. A25, 1265 nucleotides. Lineage: Eukaryota; Dinophyceae; Syndiniales; Amoebophryaceae. The record is from the annotation of a GenBank genome assembly.